AUGAGUCGAACGGGUAUAUGGCGAAACACAUGGAAUACCUUUUUGCAAUCUUUUAAACGGAAUUCUGUUGGAAUGAAAAACUUUAUUGGAGAAGAUUCAGUUGGCAAUAAAUUUUAUGAAAUUUGUGAAGGAAAAAUGCAUAAAAUCAAGCGUAUCUAUGAGCCAGCACCAGAAAUCGACAUUAAGCCAUCUCCAGAAUGGGAAUCGUGGCUGCGUGGGACUCGGCGAUUCCCUCCGAGCUCCGAAGAAUUAGAAAUCAAUCGUUUAAAACUUGAGGCGAAAAACGAAAAAUUAUCAAAUAAUAAGAUACCGGAAGUUGAUGCGACAAAAAGUGGUGAAUCAAAGCAAUUUCCUUCAUAUAAAGAUUUUGAGAUCCAACCUGGCGUGAAAAAAUGA
Molecule: messenger RNA, 396 nt
Organism: Dracunculus medinensis (Guinea worm)
Lineage: Eukaryota; Metazoa; Nematoda; Chromadorea; Rhabditida; Dracunculidae
Source: the annotation of a GenBank genome assembly